Messenger RNA from Exophiala xenobiotica, 3018 nucleotides. RefSeq lists its product as uncharacterized. Gene Ontology annotation, cellular component: RNA polymerase I core factor complex. Gene Ontology annotation, biological process: nucleolar large rRNA transcription by RNA polymerase I. The coding region runs from base 1 to 3018 and encodes 1005 amino acids. Gene Ontology annotation, molecular function: RNA polymerase I general transcription initiation factor binding; RNA polymerase I transcription regulatory region sequence-specific DNA binding. The record is from RefSeq and is a predicted model, not a curated record. The transcript has 2 exons. NCBI's taxonomy places the organism in Eukaryota, Fungi, Ascomycota, Eurotiomycetes, Chaetothyriales, Herpotrichiellaceae.
AUGGCUAACACUGAGCGCGCACGGCGCCUACGACAUGCGCAUGAAACGAAUACGCUGAGUUAUGGUCAUUUUGGCACGCCUAAGUACGAUAAUGAGGCCCAUAUUUGGUCCUUCCUACGGCAGAAUCGAAUCCCACCGCGAGACGAAGGUGGCUCGAUCAAAGUGAACUCGACUGGCUUUCAACUUCUACACGAACGAAUAAAGAGGCUGUCUCCAGGCCCCACUUUGCCGCCUCUUGAUAUCGACGAUUCAUAUCCUCAGUCAGGGAAAAAUGCGCUGCUCAAGCAGUUGCCCGAUGUGGCUCUUUUGUCCAAGUGUCUGCCCACCACGCAUGUGGGUGCUCAUGCUGACCGGAGCGUGCCCGUCCUCGGAAAUCUGUUAACGUUUGGGAGCGCGAAAGUAUCGUCGCAACUACGGCAGCGACAGAACGACCCGCCAACUCGCCCCAUCGCCGCAUUGGCAGCAGGUCGGUGCAACGAGGAGCUCCAGCUAAUUGAACUCGGCGCAGAAGAUAUCUCUUCGCAGAAUGACAUCGUGCAUGAUGAAAAGUGCUCGCUUCCCUGCGUCCUCUCAGGCACGUCUGCCAGUUGGAGCAACUCGGCAGAAAGGAUACGUCACGUCUCUUCUGCUGGAAUCUCGAGUCAACGAUUUCUGGUUGUGAGGGCAAGCGGAACUAGUAUACUGGCGCCCAUUAUCAUGAGCUCUUGCCUGGCUGCUCAAAAAUCAGAUGGCGUCUCAACUGCCAAUCAGUCCUUUGUUGAUCCGUCGUUGGUAUUAACCAUACCGUCCUCUAGGACCGGAGAGAGUCCCCAUGCUCACGCUGCUUUGAAUCCCACCGAUCCAAGCCUGGUCGCAAUCGUGGAUGUCAAUGGUCAAUGGAGCAUAUGGAAAAUUCUUGGCAGAAGAGCGUGGACUGCUCGCGUGCUAUACCGUGCACUUCUUAAAGGCUCGAAUGACCUGACUCCCUCCAGUGGUGUGGCUGUCUCCCGAAGUGACCCGUCUAAUCUUGACGACUGGCACCGGGUGUGUUGGCUGAGGGACUCUGAAAAAUCCAGUGAGCGUGUCCUAGUCUGCAACCGACGCCUCGCUGUCGUUUUUGACAUACGCGGCAGCAUCGACGGCCAAGUGGACGUGCGACUAGGACCGCACUCGGAUGGAAACCAAAUCCUCGAUAUCAGGAACAGUGAGAGCCAGCCGUUUCUGGUCUUGGUUCUCACGACUUCACGGUUGCUGCUUUUCAGCUCGCAGGAAGUCAAUGAGAAAGGGAGAAGUGGAUAUGAUCCGUUGAGAUUGGUCUGCUCUUGGAAUCACUUUCGAGGUCGCAGUGACCUGAAUCUGAGGAUGAGCACUCUUGAGCUUGCUCGUGAUAUAUUCAUACUGCUUUACUCGUUAAACAGUAACCUUGCUGUACUCUAUCGUUUUGGGCAUGAAAUACCUGGCUCGCAUGCCGUUUCGCUGCACGACCCUUCAAUUUUCGACAUGCCACCGGAGCUCCAGAAGCGAAUGAGUAGCAUGAUUGACCUCACCCUCUAUGCGGUCGAUUUCGUUGUUCACGAUAAUUCUCCAGAUGAGGCGAAUUAUGGCUUAGUGAAGAUGAUUGCUUGCACUACUGAUGGGACUAUUCUUGAAGCAGUAUACAAACAUCCCUUUAAGCAGUCGCGUCCGGCAACAAAGAGCUUUGGGCUUGUCCCAAGGCUACGUCUACCUAACAAACCGGCUAGAUCUGUCCUGAGCACAAAACUUGUGGCUGACUCGGAUGAUUCCUCGACGGAUGCUUUGGGGGAUGUCAAUGACAUUGACGAUUUUGUGGUGGCCGACCGCACCGAAGAUCAAGAACCUCACAGUAUCGAGAAUCUAAACCCAAAGACCACGUCGCCUUUGUCCGAGUAUCAUCCAUAUCUUCGCAACUGGCAACGUCUUCUGGACUAUGAUCGCUUCCGGCUUGCAGAAUACCAGGCACCACCCCUGCGUAUCGCGUUGAAGACUGCGCUUCGUCGCUUUAGGGGGCUGCAAUUGCGAGACGACCCUGGACCAAUGCAGCUCGUGGCACAACUUGUCAGUGAGCACCAGAUCACAGAUGUUGAACGGGAGUCUGAGGCUGUCAUGGCGCUGCUAGGAACGAUACAACACCGAGCAGACCUGGAAAUUCAGUCAGCUGGCUUGGGCGAAGACAUUCCCGCCUUAUCAGCUGGGCAAACCCUGCUUCAGCUGUAUGAGCUGGCCUCUCAUUCUUAUGUGCAAUCAUUUGGCGAGAACAUGAUGGAUCGCAAUCGAGUCAAUCGAGAAAGACUUGUUCGUCAGGUGGCUGCAGAAGUCUUUUUGGGGGAUCUGAUUAUAAAAUCCAGCAAGAAACCUGACACUCCAAAUACGCCGAAUCCGAACAUCCCAGUGGAAUCAGGUACAGAGUUGCCGUCUUCGCCACCUGAAGCACAAUCCGACGCUUCGCGGGCAGCAGCCUCUCAACCUUCGACCUCUCAAAGCCCUGCGGUAGAAGAGGAACCGGCAGUGACUCGCCUUCGAGGCUACGCUUCAUUUCGAGAACGUGGACCACCUCUCAGGCUUUCCCGUCAAGCCAGCACUUCUAAUAUUUUGUAUCAUCUUCCAGACAGCAUUGAUGAGGAUCCUGCCGAAUAUUCCUAUCACAGCACGAAUCACCGACUCAAGCUGGCGCAACAGGAGGCGGCCGCACAGUCUUUAGACCCACGAGAAAGACGAAACGCUGCGAGGCAAGCAGCUCGGUUACAGAAAAAGCUAGACAAAACUGCAAAGAUUGGUCAAGAGGCGAUGAUGCAGCAGAGAGUGGUACCUGGCAUUGCGAGUCUUGGAAGAGGCAUGGGUUUACCUGGAAGAGAAGUACAAAGCAGCCAGGUUGCUGUCCCCGGUUCUAGUCAAGGUCCAGGUCAGAGUCAGGUAAUCCCUGGACUCACAAUGACACAACCCGAAAGAGGAGCUUUCGGUACCAGGCCGAUGAAGGCGAAGGCUAAGGACAAGGGGACGAAGCGAAGAGCUGGCUUCUGA